CAGCCCCCCAAGACCCUGGGUGGGCUGCGCCUUGGCGGCUUGCGGAGCCUCCUGGUUGGAGAGGUGUGCACUCGCGCACCUCACCCCGAGGUUGGCAUCUCCUGCCCGGGAGAUGCCCAGUGCCGCCUGAGUUCCCGAGAACGCCGGUGCUGUGUCCAGACGCCUAGUGAGAGAAUUCCUGUGUCCACCUAAGGUAAGUGCCAUUAGAGCACAAGAGGAAACCGAGGGAACACGGCCGCCACACACCGGAUUUGAAAAUGAGUCCAAGGAGAAUCCGAGUGAAAAGGGGGCACCUUCGCAAGCCGAGGCCGAGGUUCCAGUUGAUGAACCGCUUCACCCUGGUGUUCCUGCUUCUGAUCAGCCCAACUCCAGUUCUUCAGGCUCCUACCAACUACAGUGAGCCCACCCCUAACUACAGUGAACCCACCCCCAACUACAGUGAACCCACCCCUAACUACAGUGAACCCACCCCUAAUCACGAUUCAUUCCUGUACCUGGUUGGACGCAAGAAACUGCUGGACGCCCAGUACAAAUGCUAUGACCGAAUUCAGGAGCUGCCCCCAUAUGAGGGAGAAGGCGCCUAUUGCAACCGUACCUGGGAUGGAUGGCUGUGCUGGGAUGACACUCCGGCUGGAGUAACUGCCUAUCAGCAUUGCCCAGACUACUUUCCAGACUUUGACACAACCGAAAAGGUUUCAAAGUACUGUGAUGAAAAUGGAGAAUGGUUUAAACACCCUGACAGCAAUCGAACCUGGUCCAACUAUACUCUGUGUAAUGCUUUCACUUCUGAGAAACUAAAUAAUGCAUAUGUCCUGUACUACCUGGCUCUCGUUGGUCACUCUUUGUCGAUUGCUGCUUUGGUUGCUUCCAUGGGGAUAUUCUUGUUUUUCAAGAACCUCAGAUGCCAAAGGGUGACGCUGCACAAGAACAUGUUUCUUACUUACAUUCUGAACUCUAUCAUUAUCAUCAUCCACCUGGUUGAGGUCGUGCCCAAUGGCGAUCUGGUGCGACGGGAUCCGAUGCAUAUAUUUCAUCAUAAUACACAUAUGUGGACAAUGCAGUGGGAACUGUCACCACCCUUACCCCUGAGUGCAAAGGAGGGAAAGAUGGACCCUAAUGACAGUGAAGUGAUAAGUUGCAAGGUCCUGCACUUCUUCCACCAGUACAUGAUGGCCUGCAACUAUUUCUGGAUGCUCUGUGAGGGGAUCUACCUUCACACUCUCAUCGUGGUGGCUGUGUUCGCGGAGGAGCAACGCCUGCGCUGGUAUUACCUUCUUGGCUGGGGGUUCCCGGUGGUGCCAACCACUAUCCACGCCAUUACUCGUGCUCUCUACUACAAUGACAACUGCUGGCUGAGUGUGGAAACCCACUUGCUCUACAUCAUCCAUGGACCUGUCAUGGUGGCUCUGGUGGUCAAUUUCUUCUUUCUGCUCAACAUCGUCCGCGUGCUUGUGACCAAAAUGAGGCAGACUCAUGAGGCAGAGACCUACUUGUACCUGAAGGCUGUGAAGGCUACCAUGGUCCUUGUGCCCCUGCUGGGGAUCCAGUUUGUCGUGUUUCCCUGGAGGCCCUCCAACAAGAUUCUUGGGAGGAUCUAUGACUAUGUCAUGCACUUUCUGAUUCAUUUCCAGGGAUUCUUUGUUGCGACUAUCUACUGCUUCUGCAACCAUGAGGUCCAAGUUGCCCUGAAGCGCCAGUGGGUGCAGUUGAAAAUCCGGUGGAACCAGCGCUGGGGAAGGCGCCGCCGCCGUCGCCCCGCCAACCGCGUGGUCGCGGCUCCUCGCGCUACUGCCUUUGCUGAGCCCGGUGGUCUCCCCAUUUACAUCUGCCAUCAGGAACCGAGGAAUGCUCCCAUCAACAACAAUCAAGGCGAAGAGGUUGUAGAAAUGAUCCCCAUGAAUGUCCUCCAGCAAGACCCAUCUGCCCCGCAACAAGAUUCUUCUGCUUGAAUGUGAAGCUACCCCAAGCAUUGUGAUCCGCUGAGCCUUCAUUUCCUGGGAGAAAGAUAGACCAUGCAUUUCAAGUGAUCCCCAUCCUCCCAGGAACUGAGCAUAUCAUUCGUGAAGAAUUAUUAAGUGAAUUUGUCCAUAGUGAUUUUGAAGAGAGUUAUUCUUGGUACUAUUGCUUUGGGAGACAGUCUAGGAAUAGAGUCUCCCACUGCAACUUUUAACUCCAUCAUUCAUCUAGAACUGAGACUGAAGGCAAAGUAUCCAAAAAUGCCACUAAAUUUAUCUAGUUCAGAUACAGGGUGCUCCUUGUUAAUCUUGAGCCAUUUGUACCUUUGAGAAAGUAAAAUCACUCUCAAUAUUUUUAAUUUUAACACUAGACUUUGAAUUAGACUAUUUCUGUAUUUGGCUGUUUAUCUGGUUUUUAAGUUUUUUAUUUCAAUCAAUUCCUAUUACAUGUUUUACCAUUCAUACAAUGUAAACUGCACAAAUAACAUGACCUCUGAGAGAUGAUGUGUGUUUUUUUAAACAUACAAGCAGAUAUGUUAAAGAAGACAAUGUGUGCAUUGGACAGGAAGAUAUGAUACGUUGAAUGAAAAGAGGUUUAGAGUUAAUUUGUUGGAAUUUUACCACACUCAGAUUGCUUUUGGAUAAUCCUGUCCAACAGAAAGACCCAAAUGCUAUAAGGAAUUGAUCUGAAUGUUGUAUGUGACUUGGUUGCUGACAUUUAUAAAUUGGGAGGUCACCAAGAAUCUAUCACCAAAUUUUUCACACAACUGCCAAAAACCUAAUUCUCAUGAAAGAGGACACUCUUCAAAGAGUUUUCAACUUUCCUAAAGUACAAGAUUUAUAAAGCAAAUCACUCCAAGGCUUAUAAAGCAGAUUACCUCUUGUCCUCGGGUGCUAUCUAGCAGUAAGAAAGAGAUUUGUUUACGACUAGUAAUUAAAAGACUCCAUACAAGUCCAUUAACUUUCUUCCACCUGGCUUCAAAGCUUAACAAGAUCUCUGUGUUUCCUAGGAAGACUCAGAGCAGCUAAUUACAAAUCAGUUUUUAGUUGACCUCUUGUUUGCUGCUAUUAGCAAAAGGGGGGGGGGCACAGCAUAAAGUCUUCGUUUAACCACAUAUUAAUUCAUCUUAAAAUACAAACAGAGCCUCUCAUCAAAACCCAGACUUAAAUUUCCACAUCUCUCUUUACUCCCAGUAUAAGAUCUUCAAAGAUCCGUGAAUAAACCAAUACCAUUACUGAUUUCUGAAUCUACAAUAGCAGAGUUAUCAUUAUCUAAUUUGUAUGCUAAAUGGGGAGUUUCAGUAAAACCCUCCAAACUCCGGCCUGCCUAUGACAUCUUCUUUCACUGCCUUUCUGAAAGGUUCUGGUUCUGGUUACAUAUUUAGUGCACCCAGAGAAAACCAUAUUUCCCCAGUGACCAUGGACUUUGGAUACUGAAAGCGCGUCUCCCUUACAAAACAUAAGGGAAGAACUGAUACGAAGGUGUUUUGCUCUAAUCACAGUGUUACAUGGUGAUGUUCCUAUUUUUUGUUUACAAACAUCAAAAGCAGUGUAUUUCAGGCAGCUUUAGUACAAAUGUGAUAACGUAUUGCUGAAUUAUUUGAGAUGUUGUGCUAAUGUAGUAGGAGCUGAUGAAAUCAAACUGGCUUAUCACAGCAUUGCAUGCAAUACCUAAAUUGUGUGAAACGCUUCUGCUAUGAACAUGUAUAAAUUAAUAAAGAGCAUAUUGAAAAGGCAAA
This is a messenger RNA of Mesocricetus auratus (golden hamster), 3694 nucleotides long. It is a transcript of the gene Calcr, whose product is annotated as calcitonin receptor. Bases 258 to 1949 code for a protein of 563 amino acids. Gene Ontology annotation, biological process: adenylate cyclase-activating G protein-coupled receptor signaling pathway; positive regulation of cytosolic calcium ion concentration; cell surface receptor signaling pathway. Gene Ontology annotation, cellular component: axon; plasma membrane. Gene Ontology annotation, molecular function: calcitonin receptor activity; amylin receptor activity. Lineage: Eukaryota; Metazoa; Chordata; Mammalia; Rodentia; Cricetidae. The record is from RefSeq and is a predicted model, not a curated record. The transcript has 15 exons.